UGGAGGGGGAGCUAGGGGGAAGGGUGAAGUUCAGAGUUAAUUAAUGACGAAGUCCACAGCGCAACAGGUUCAGAUUAGGGAAGCGAAUGGGAAUAAUGUUGUAAUGAAGACUAAAACGAAGCGAACUCGGAGGAGUGUUCCGAGAGAUUCUCCGCCUCAACGGAGCUCCAUUUAUCGCGGCGUUACUAGGCAUCGUUGGACGGGGAGAUAUGAAGCUCAUUUGUGGGAUAAGAAUUGCUGGAAUGAAUCGCAGAACAAGAAAGGAAGACAAGUUUAUCUUGGUGCAUACGAUGACGAGGAAGCAGCAGCCCACGCUUACGACCUUGCAGCACUAAAAUAUUGGGGCCAAGAAACCAUUCUUAAUUUUCCGCUAACUACGUACCAAAAAGAGCUGAAGGAAAUGGAGGGCCAAUCAAGAGAAGAAUACAUCGGGUCGUUGAGAAGAAAAAGCAGUGGGUUUUCUCGGGGGGUUUCUAAAUACAGAGGCGUUGCUAGACACCAUCACAAUGGUAGAUGGGAAGCUCGGAUUGGUAGAGUGUUUGGCAACAAGUAUCUCUAUCUUGGAACAUAUGCGACGCAAGAAGAAGCAGCUACGGCGUACGAUAUCGCAGCCAUAGAAUACCGUGGACUUAACGCCGUUACCAAUUUUGACCUAAGCCGUUACAUCAAAUGGCUAAAACCGAGCAACGACGUCGUUUACGACAACAACCGCAUCCUAACCGUCGAUUCCAUCCUCCCAAGCCCUAAGCAAGAACUCGACCUAGGCCUCUUCCCACCGGACCAAAACCAAAGCAGCACCGAUUCAGCGACGCCUGAACCAAUCGCCUUACCGCCGUCGCGCCGAUCGACCACCUCCACCACCACCACCACCACCACCUCAGCUCUCGGCCUCCUCCUCCAAUCCUCCAAGUUUAAGGAAAUGAUGGAGAUGAACUCAGCGGCGGAAUGUCCUUCGACGCCGUCGUCAUCGGAGCAGCUCGAACGGCGGCGGUGUUUGUUUCCCGACGAUGUUCAGACUUUCUUUGCGUGUGAGACAUCGGGAUCUUACUGCUAUGGAGAAGCGGAUGAUGCAAUGUUUAGCGACUUCAAUUCUUUCGUUCCGCCGCCGCUAUCGCAUUACGAUUUCGCCGAUUAGAAGGAAUCUGAUGAUGAGAAUAAUUAAUUAAUUGUCUGGAACAUUCGUUUUAGAUUUAGAUUGAGGACUUUUUAGCAUCUGUUGAUUAUAAAUAUAUACAUUAUUUUUAAUUUUUUUUAAUUUGACGAAAGAUUGAUAUACUGAUCCAUUUGUGGUUAUGAUUCAUGUCCAGUGGCUACAAACUGUAUUCAACUUUGUGCUAACCGCUUGUUAUCUAAUAUAAAUAAUUCUCCCCUUUCUUCUUAUCA
Cucumis sativus (cucumber) is the source of this 1383-nucleotide messenger RNA. RefSeq names its product AP2-like ethylene-responsive transcription factor At1g16060. Gene Ontology annotation, molecular function: DNA binding; DNA-binding transcription factor activity. The record is from RefSeq and is a predicted model, not a curated record. Lineage: Eukaryota; Viridiplantae; Streptophyta; Magnoliopsida; Cucurbitales; Cucurbitaceae. Gene Ontology annotation, biological process: regulation of DNA-templated transcription. The transcript is spliced from 8 exons. Bases 44 to 1135 code for a protein of 363 amino acids.